This is a messenger RNA of Drosophila ananassae, 1246 nucleotides long. RefSeq lists its product as uncharacterized. The record is from RefSeq and is a predicted model, not a curated record. The transcript has a single exon. Lineage: Eukaryota; Metazoa; Arthropoda; Insecta; Diptera; Drosophilidae. Bases 86 to 1096 code for a protein of 336 amino acids.
GUUUACCUAAACAAAAGUUGCCAAGUCCCUGUCAAUUAGAGUAAAAAGGGAUUUGAAAAGUAUAUAUCACAUAAAUUUUAGUUCAAUGUCCGACUCUACGGAUCCCCACUGCUCCACCUCCAAGUCGAACCUGAUCAAGGUGCACCAUGUGGGUGUAACUGCUCAGAUGCAAUCACCACUCAAGAGACUCCUGCCGCAUAUGAGCUCCUCCAGUGAUUCGGAUGUGUAUCAAAACGCGCAAACCCAGUACAGCAUGUUCAAGAACGAUCGACGCGGAGAUGCCUCAGAGUCCACUAUGGCCGGGAGUUCGCCACGUACCCUCUACGAAAUGCACGCCGAGCCGGAUAAGAGCAUCCUCAGCCAGUCGCAGAUGAAGCCGCAUCGCAUCGAGUUCCAGCGCUACUCCAAGAAGCGGCCCCACUUAAUAGCGCCCUCGCGUCCAGUGAAGACCAAGGAUCGUUCCAAGUCCCACAAGGCCUCCCAGGUGCAGAAGCAUCAGGGGGGCUUCAUGGCCCGGCUGGUGCAAUCUCUGGACAACAUGUGCAAGUGCUCGCCCCAGAACACCAAGAACAUCAUUGAUGAUCUCCCAGAGCCACAGUGGAAUCGCAAGGAGGCCACCAAACACACCUGCAUCGGGAUUUAUCCUUUUGAGCACGGAUGUGCCGACUACCUGAGCACCACGGACACACAUCCCAAGAUUAACGCCAUUAUUCUGGCGGACCGGGCCACCACAUACGCCACCCACUUUUGGGCGGAGCUGUUCGGUCUGCUCCACAUUGCUGUGGCCUUUGUGGUGGCCUUCGUCCUGCAAAGCUAUCGCUUCGUCCUGUAUUGCCUGGUCAACUCCCUGAUCGUGGGACUGCUGCACAUGACCUCGGAUUAUUUGGUGAAGCCGUUCCUCACCGUGAUCUUCAACGGAUUCCUGCAGCCGCCGCUGAUAUUUGUGUACAAUAUCCUUUGCUCGGUGAGGGACAUCCUCGAGCCGGUGGCCCAGACACUGGACAACUUUAUGCAGCCACUGGCCACCGUGGGACGUAGUUUUCGGUUGGUCGAUGUCAACUAUCGCAAAAUCCAGCGACUCGGCAAAGAUGUUUGAGUUUUCUUUCUGUUUUUAGUUUGUUUUUAGUUUUAUUAAAAUUUGUUCUUUGUUUCGUUGAAUUUUAAUCAAAUAAUUGGUUUUAAUUCCGACUAAAAAUCCUUAACAGCUCCAUACCACAUAAAUAAAUGUCCUUUUCCUUUUAGGUCC